UGAAACAUAGGACGCCAAUAAAUAACCUACCGUUUAUUCCAUUCUCCAAAUUUUUUCCCAGUUUCCCUAUUCUCUUCCUUUUUCUCUCUCCUACUCCGUCGCAUGCAGGAUUAACACAAUAACACAGACAUCAAUCCCAGAAAUUCCCUAAAAGGAUUUAGGAAUAUGGUCACUCACUACCCUUCUGUCGCAAUUUCGUGCACGGAGGUUGCACCUUAUUCUGCACAAGUUUCGCAAGUAACAGUUAGUGAUUCACGAUAUGCUUAUUCAGAAUCGGCAAUUCUUGGUCUCAAAAAUUUACAUAUUUCGGCUCAAUUAAUGGAGGAUUUUCUUGAAAUUGCUCGUAACAACACUGACAAGGAUCUCGAGACGUGUGGGGUUCUUGGUGCUUCUCUCACUGAGGAGACAUUCUACGCUACCACAUUAAUAAUACCAAAACAGGAAUCUACUUCCAGUUCGGUGAGUCUCUAUGAUGAUACCUUCAUGUCGCCGUUGUCGUGUCAGGCAUUACAUGAAGAAGACAUCUUUAACAUACAAAAUGACCGCUCCCUUUUGCCUGUAGGAUGGAUCCAUACACAUCCUUCUCAAAGCUGUUUUAUGUCAUCAAUAGAUCUUCACACGCAGUAUCCAUAUCAGGUAAUGGUGCCAGAGGCUAUCGCUAUUGUCGUGGCUCCCACUGAUAAGACAAGGAAUUAUGGUAUAUUCCGGCUGACGGAUCCAAGUGGAAUGAACGUUCUCAAGGAAUGUGAAGAAAAGGGGUUCCACCCUCACCGCGAUUCCAGUGACGGUAGGCCGUUGUACGAACAAUGCUCUCAUGUUUAUAUCAACCCGAACCUGAGAUUUGAAAUUUUUGACUUGCGUUGAUACGACCGACCCUUGCUUCAUGAUAGAUAAAUUCAUUUGUGAAUAGAAAAUAGAGGUAUACUUUGGAACCAUGCACGUGAAGCUCAGUACGUCCUGCAUCAGUUCAAGUGCUGUACUGACAUUUGUGGAAGAUAAGGUAAUAUAUAUAGUGAUGCACUCAUAUAGAUGAACUCAGAUCUCCUGUAAAUGCACCCAGUUGAUGCACAUAUCAGGGGGAAAAUACAGAUGUAUUUUUUUGCAAUUUGCUACCUGUUCAAGUUGCUCCGGACCAAUUUACGGCCUUGUUCUCUUCAACUUAAAUAAAUUAGUUUUGUUUUAAGUAAAGUUAAGUUUCGAUCAAUAGCCAAUUAUGACAAAAACUGUACAGAAUAAGUUGUAAUUAGUAAAAACUAGUUUCAAGUAGUUUAAGAGAACAUGAUCUACCUACAAAGUACUCUGUAUAUUGUUCUUAAUGUAAAGUACCUGUAUUACUGUA
Molecule: messenger RNA, 1339 nt
Organism: Spinacia oleracea (spinach)
Lineage: Eukaryota; Viridiplantae; Streptophyta; Magnoliopsida; Caryophyllales; Amaranthaceae
Product: AMSH-like ubiquitin thioesterase 2
Exons: 8
Coding region: 166-864 (232 amino acids)
Biological process (GO): protein K63-linked deubiquitination
Cellular component (GO): endosome; membrane
Molecular function (GO): K63-linked deubiquitinase activity; metal-dependent deubiquitinase activity; protein binding
Source: RefSeq, a predicted model, not a curated record